AUGCGGUCGCAACCCCCUGUACCCUUUACCCCAUUAUCGCGAAAAUCCUACGUGGCAAACCAGACCGACGCAAUUGUGGCUUCGGGAAACAUCGAACUUGAAGAUUCGCGGGUGAACUCUGCCCCGGGCCCGGAUCGUAAUUGCCAGGAUUCAGAAGACGACAUGGCUACCAGUCGUCCCCCAUUGCACCGCCCUACGGAUGGCCGCUCGCAACAACCGUUACUCAAAGACGAUCGCAAUGGCCGUCUUUCGAGAUCUAGUUUCGACGACGGUGAUGCAGAAGGCAGGCCCAUGUUGCACCACACCCGUCGACCUACCAUCCGGAGUAAAAGCCCGGAAUACGAUGCCGCCCAAGCGACCCGCAAGAAGUACAUGAUUGCUUUGGGAUUUCUGUUACUAAGCUUGGCUAGUUUUGUGGUUCAAACAGAAACUGCCGUGUAUAUCCAACAUGAACUAGGCUGGGAUAAGCCGUAUUGCAUGCUCUAUAUUACCCACGGUUCCUGGGUAUUACUCUGGCCUUUUCAGUUACUCAUCCUUCGAAUUCAGAAACGAAAACUAUCGUGGGAAGCAUUUUGGCGCCGCCAUGUCUCUCUUCUCCGGAGUACAGCCCAGAUGGUAGAAACGCAGGAGGUUCAUCUCAGCGCUCGCGACUCCCACCGCUCACCGGUCGUAUAUAUGCUCAAGACUACUGCAUUCGUUACCAGUGCUCUUACAAUCGCCGGUGGCUCAUGGUACGUGGCUGUCAAUUUGACUACAGCUAGCGACUUGACGGCGAUCUACAACUGCUCGGCCUUCUUCGCAUACGCCUUCUCUAUCCCGCUUCUCAAAGAGAGACUACGACUCGACAAAGUAUUUGCUGUUGGUGUGGCAAUCAUUGGCGUGCUUGUCGUAGCAUAUGGUGACCGACCAGACAAGAAGGUGUCUAAGGGCGGGACAACCAAGGCAGAUGGUGAAGCUCAAAGCAGAUUGGUUGGCAACGUCAUCAUUGGUGUUGGCAGCAUCCUCUAUGGCCUCUAUGAGGUUCUAUAUAAACGAUUUGCUUGUCCACCAGAGGGCACAAGUCCUGGUCGCGGUACGAUAUUCGCCAAUACGUUCGGCAGUUUGAUUGGAGCCUUUACCCUUUUAGUAUUAUGGAUUCCGAUUCCUAUUCUGCACUAUCUGGGCUGGGAGGAAUUCCGCUUCCCUACUGGUGAGGCGGGCUGGAUGCUCAUUAUCUCCAUUUGUUCCAAUGCUACAUUCUCUGGAUCCUUCUUGGUUCUUAUCUCCCUUACAUCUCCCGUUUUAUCGUCAGUUGCUGCGCUCCUGACUAUCUUCCUCGUUGCCAUUGUCGACUGGCUCCGCACCGGGCAACCUCUCUCUUUCGCAGCCAUUAUUGGAGGUAUCCUAAUUAUGGCUGCUUUCUUCCUCCUGAGUUGGAGCACGUAUCGUGAACUCCAGGAAGAACGGAGAAAGCAUCUUGAGAAUGACCAAGUUGAGUCUGAAAGUGACGAAUAA
Penicillium angulare is the source of this 1494-nucleotide messenger RNA. Its product is annotated as DMT family transporter. Gene Ontology annotation, cellular component: endoplasmic reticulum membrane. The transcript has 4 exons. The coding region runs from base 1 to 1494 and encodes 497 amino acids. NCBI's taxonomy places the organism in Eukaryota, Fungi, Ascomycota, Eurotiomycetes, Eurotiales, Aspergillaceae. Gene Ontology annotation, biological process: intracellular calcium ion homeostasis. Gene Ontology annotation, molecular function: enzyme regulator activity. The record is from RefSeq and is a predicted model, not a curated record.